CACCUGAGUUCUAAGCUGUGCUUUCACCCAUCUUGUGGGUGCUAAAGGGAAAUGAAAAGUAUCAGUGAGGACUUUGCUGUUGGGACUGUGAAAUGUGAACAAGUAGCACGCUUUCUCCCAGGCUUCCAGUUCUCUCUCACAUAUCCUGCUCCCAACUCUGCUGAUUACAUCAUAUUAAAGUUUUAGCAUACGUUCCUGGGAUUUCCUCCUUGCUUCAGAAAUUCAUGGCAGAUCAAACUAAGGACACCAUCAACUCCAGCUCUGUAUGGGAACUUUCAGCUUUUUUCUCUUUAUGAUGAUGAAUGAAGAGCCUAUAACUCAUUCUACCCUAAAUGUGAACUCCCAGCAGAAGUGCAAAGCAAAGAACAAAGUUAAGAAUACAUUUCAUUCAACUGAAUUAUCAUUCAUUGAGCAGAGGGAAAAAUACCGAAAACAUAGUAAGAAGCAAAAAAACACAGCAGAAGACAUCUCUGGUGAAGAGAAUUUCUCACCUUCUCCAUGGAGGCUCAUCUCUAGUGUGCUUGGUGCCAUAUGCCUUCUCCUGAUGGCUGUAGCCAUAGCGGUGAGCGUUUCCAUGACACACUUAUCUUCUGAAAGAACAUGUUCCAUGAUCCAGCAAAGAGGACCUCAUUAUCCCUGUCCAGAGAACUGGGUCUGGUUCAGAUGCAAUUGUUAUUACUUCUCCAAGGAAAUGCUAAGUUGGAGAGAGAGUCAGCGUGCCUGCUUGUCUCUCAAUUCCAGUCUCAUAAGGAUAAGCAAAGAGGAGAUGGAUUUUUUCAGUUUGAAGUCUUUCUUUUGGGUUGGAAUUUACUAUGAUGAAACUGUGAGAAAGUGGCAGUGGGAAAACCAUUCUGUUCUACCCUAUGAGAUGUUUUAUGAUCUUGAUACUAAUAUGCAAUACUUCUGUGCAUCUUAUAAAUCAAAAGGAACUUAUUUGGCUGAAAAAUGUACAAAUAAAUUGGCAUAUAUUUGCAAGAAGUACCAUAUUUAAUCCUACGAGGUCACAGAAGAUAUGAAAAUGAAACAUUUCUUAUCAAAUGUUUUUCCUUGGGUGCUUAUUUUCUGGAGAAAACCUUGCAAAUGUUUGCCUUUGCUUGAAUAAAUUCUAUUCAAAUCCA
This is a messenger RNA of Peromyscus leucopus (white-footed mouse), 1118 nucleotides long. RefSeq names its product killer cell lectin-like receptor subfamily E member 1. Gene Ontology annotation, biological process: positive regulation of natural killer cell mediated cytotoxicity; regulation of DNA-templated transcription; stimulatory C-type lectin receptor signaling pathway. NCBI's taxonomy places the organism in Eukaryota, Metazoa, Chordata, Mammalia, Rodentia, Cricetidae. The coding region runs from base 266 to 991 and encodes 241 amino acids. Gene Ontology annotation, molecular function: sequence-specific DNA binding; DNA-binding transcription factor activity. The record is from RefSeq and is a predicted model, not a curated record. The transcript has 8 exons.